ACGCGGGAGAAACAAGAUGGCGACCGUCAGAUGUCAACAAUGCGGACGUGGUGCUUUUUUCGUUUAUUCUACCCCCUUCUGACCAAGAUCAAGGCCUGUUCACCAACUCUAAGGAUUAACUGAACAACCCUGUCGAAGUGCCACAGGAAAAUUCGGUAGAAUUCGCCAUGCUUCGCCAGCUUUGUGCAUGUUUUUGUAUCCGGUCGGAACUUUAAUUCAAUUAUCCAUGUGUCAAUCACAUAUGGUAGGAAACUUUAUGUAGAAUAUUGUUGUAUAGAAUGUUGCCAAAAACCUUGCCAAAGAGGAAUAUAUGAGUAUAUACGGGACAGGUGUAUCAGAGAUAUUAUGAGCAUGGGAUUGAAGUUAAAACAGCGCUUCGUUCUACUAGCAAUUGUUGUGGUCCUGGCCCUUGUGAUUUUGUAUAUACUAGCCGGACGAUCUAACGCACACGGGAAAGACAAAACAUGGCUACAGCGGAAACAACAGAAAGAGGAACACAUAGCGUUGUCCUCCAACUUACUACUGGAUGGCUUGAUGUUAGAUAAAAGAGAGCCUGGACGGAACCAUGUGCAGAAAGGGGGGUUGGCAGGGUUCGAGGAGAUUGAUUUCACUGCGGACCUGGGAGGAAGAUCCCCUUGGACUAUUGCAGCCAGCUGGGUCAGUUCAAGACACAUCUACCCAGAAGAUGCGGAGGAGUUGGGCGGUAUCCUGCGAGCGAUGGCCACAGCUGAGAUUACCCAUGCAGACGUAGGGUACAAGGGCACUCAGCUGAAGGCACUGUUAGUACUCAACGGGCAUCAAAAAGCAGUCUUCAAACCAAAAAGAUAUCCAAGAGAAUACAUCAUAGAAGGGAAGCCAUAUGAUGGGUAUGACAGGCACAAUGCAGAAAUAGCAGCCUUCCAUUUAGACAGAUUACUGGGGUUCAGAAGAGCCCCGCUGGUGGUGGGGAGAAAAGUGGACCUGCGCACAGAGAUCAUGCCUGUGGGGUCGGAGAGGCUGAUGUCUACCUUCCUAACACAAGGAAAUAACACCUGUUUCUAUGGGAAAUGUUACUACUGUAAGGAGACAGAACCAGCGUGUGCCGACGGAGAGGUCAUGGAGGGGUCAGUGACCUUGUGGUUGCCUAGCAACUGGUCUCUGAAGGGUCGUCAGAGGCAUCCCUGGGGGAGAACCUACAGGAAUGACAAACAAGCAAGGUGGGAGUAUGACGACACCUACUGUAACUCCGUCAAACAGACCCCGCCCUACAGCUCAGGGCCCAGGCUCCUGGAUAUCCUAGAUGCCGCCAUCUUUGACUACCUAAUCGGUAAUGCUGACAGACAUCACUACGAAACUUUUGAGAAGGACGGGGACAAGGGAAUGCUUCUCCUGUUAGACAACGCCAAAAGCUUUGGAAACCCGAACUAUGAUGAAAGAACCAUCCUUGCUCCAAUCUACCAGUGUUGCAAACUGCGGUCCAGCACCUGGGAGAGGAUGAAGCUCCUGACAGGAGACCGUCUGAGCCAGCUCCUCCAGAAGUCACUUUCCCACGAUCCCAUCGCGCCCAUCCUGUCGGACGCCCACCUCGCCGCCAUGGACCGGAGACUCCUCACCACCAUCGACAUGGUGCAGGGGUGUAUAGACGAGAACGGCAGGGACAACGUCUUAGUGGAUGACUCUAGAUAUCACUAGCCACUGCAUGACCUCAUGGACAACAGUUACAAACACUCCUCCCCCCGCAAAGUUGAAGAUGUCCUCAUCAUCUGAUACAAUGUGCCACCACCACUGCUAGCGACAACAAAGAAAAACAUUGCCACACAUACCUGAAUAAAUGGACAUUAAGUGUCAUUUCACCAGUAGGAAAGAUCAGUGAAACUAAGCUAAAUUUCAUAGACCAUCGCUGUACCAACAUAGAUGUCCAAGCAUGGCAGCUUUAAACAAAUGAUAGGAAAAACUUGGUCAUUGCCAAAAGCAAUUUGGCUUUUAUGACUAUUUCUUUUAAUUAUUUUUCUUAGAAUAAAACAUGGAACAUGUAGCAAUGUUUCUUUAUGUGUAACGCUAGUUCACCCUUAUCCAUUGGGUAACCUAUAUCUGUUGCUUUUAAAAACAGGGCAUUUGUGGAUAUCACGUCGAUGGACUUUGGUUUCGAAUUGCAGUAUUUUCAGUAUAUUGCAGUUUUAAACUUCACCCGUCGGCUUGAUGGGCCUAAAUACCCAAUUUUGAAAAACAACGGAUAUAGGUUACCCAAUGGAUAAAGAUGAACUACGGUUAAUACUGUGCCGUUCUACUUUAUUUAUGUGUACAAGUCAUCAGUUUUCUUGUUUUAAGAUAUAUUUAGCAUUAGCAUUAGUAUACAAUAGGAAAAUGCCUCUGUCCAUGAGGUGUUGCCAAAAACGGCAUCAUUUUGAGAUAUUCAGUAGUCAGUAAAAUUUCACUAUUAAUGUACUAUUUAAAACAGAUUCUAAUUUGUGUUACAGUACAUACAUUGAAGCUGAGAGAAGUCUGCGCUGAAUAUUACGUAAAAUUUUCUCUCCAGAAUAUUGCAUUUUUUUCUGUUGCCAAAAUAUUUUAUUCAAUUUUAUUUUUUUGAAGACAAACCUUGACCAGCAAUACAUGAUGCAAUGGUGUUGAAAUAAAAUAUUUCCUGUACAAGAA
This is a messenger RNA of Branchiostoma floridae (Florida lancelet), 2634 nucleotides long. RefSeq names its product glycosaminoglycan xylosylkinase-like. Gene Ontology annotation, cellular component: Golgi apparatus. The transcript is spliced from 8 exons. The coding region runs from base 346 to 1671 and encodes 441 amino acids. NCBI's taxonomy places the organism in Eukaryota, Metazoa, Chordata, Leptocardii, Amphioxiformes, Branchiostomatidae. Gene Ontology annotation, molecular function: phosphotransferase activity, alcohol group as acceptor. Gene Ontology annotation, biological process: protein phosphorylation. The record is from RefSeq and is a predicted model, not a curated record.